AUGGCUGACCAACUGACUGAAGAGCAGAUUGCAGAAUUCAAAGAAGCUUUUUCACUAUUUGACAAGGAUGGCGAUGGAACUAUAACAACAAAGGAACUGGGAACUGUAAUGAGGUCUCUUGGGCAGAAUCCCACAGAAGCAGAGUUACAGGACAUGAUUAAUGAAGUAGAUGCUGAUGGUAAUGGCACAAUUGACUUCCCGGAAUUUCUGACAAUGAUGGCAAGAAAAAUGAAAGACACAGAGAGUGAAGAAGAAAUUAGAGAAGCAUUCCGUGUGUUUGAUAAGGAUGGUAAUGGCUAUAUUAGUGCAGCAGAGCUCCGCCAUGUGAUGACAAAGCUUGGAGAGAAGUGA
This is a messenger RNA of Rangifer tarandus platyrhynchus (Svalbard reindeer), 351 nucleotides long. NCBI's taxonomy places the organism in Eukaryota, Metazoa, Chordata, Mammalia, Artiodactyla, Cervidae. The record is from the annotation of a GenBank genome assembly.